UACUUUUACACCUUUUAACAAAGCCUAAAUGAAGCUGCAGCUAGUAACACAAUAUAGUAUUUUUCUAUGAAAUUCAAGCAAGACCUGUUCCCCAAAAGCUUCUCUCCCUCACCAUCGAAAGUUGUGAAGUAAGAAAGGUCUUCCUUUUGCGAGAUCCAAUCCCACCAUUAACAUACUGAGAAAAAAGUGGAAUAUGGCUUCAUCUUCUUCAUCGUUGUCGAAUUCUCCGUGUGCGGCUUGUAAGUUUUUAAGACGGAAAUGUCAGCCGGAGUGUGUUUUCGCGCCGUAUUUUCCGCCAGACCAGCCACAAAAGUUCGUGAAUGUUCACAAGGUGUUCGGUGCUAGCAACGUUACGAAGCUACUCAACGAGCUGCACCCGUCGCAACGGGAGGACGCGGUUAAUUCGCUGGCGUAUGAGGCGGAUAUGCGGCUGAGAGACCCCGUUUACGGUUGCGUUGGGGUUAUAUCCCUCCUCCAGCACCAACUCCGGCAACUGCAAAUGGAUCUCAGCUGUGCUAAGUCCGAACUGUCAAAGUACCAGAGCUUGGGUAUAACGGGACACGCUGGUCUCAUAGCGGCAGCAGCGGCUGCUACGGCUACGACCCAUCAGAACUUAGGGAUCAAUCUGAUCGGUAGCGGCGGCGGUGGUGGAGGAGGAGGACGGGAACAUCAUUUCCACCACCAUCAAUUCUUCCCCAGGGAUCAUCACCAUCACCAUCAACAACAGAUGUUAAUGAGCUUCGAUGCUGGCAGUAACUGUGACGCAAAUCUCCUCGCCAUGAACGUCUCUUCAGGGAUCGGUCAACUCAGUCAGUUCCAAUCACCUCGUGCAGCGGCCGGUGAUGACCGCCGUACCAUUCACCCCUCUUAGGGUUAGGGUUUCAUUACUCCUAAAUCAUCAUAGCCACUCACAGGUCAGGGUGUUGAAUUUCAACCAAAGAUUCAGCGUUGAGAGACUGCCGUUUUAUUUUAAUUAUUAUUAAAAUUAAUAAUAAUAAUUAAAAUAGGGUCUCCUCUCUCUUCUGUUUUGCUUUUGGUAGACAUAAAUAUAUAUAUAUUAUUAAAAUAGACUUUUUUUUUUCUUAAUUUAGCUUUAAAUUUUAAUUUAUCAUCAUCAUCAUAAUGUUAUAUAUAUAUUUGAGCUGCUAAAAAUUGUACCCCAAUAACACCAUUGGGGCUUUUGCCU
Molecule: messenger RNA, 1186 nt
Organism: Gossypium raimondii (Peruvian cotton)
Lineage: Eukaryota; Viridiplantae; Streptophyta; Magnoliopsida; Malvales; Malvaceae
Product: protein ASYMMETRIC LEAVES 2
Exons: 3
Coding region: 194-871 (225 amino acids)
Source: RefSeq, a predicted model, not a curated record